GCAAGCCGUUGCUUUAGCCUGAUAACCCAAAACCAAAACAGAGGGGAUGUUUUCGUACUAAAUCCCCAAGAAAUCAGAAAUUAUUUUAAAUAUCGCUUUGUCACUCUCCGGUCGACUCACCGGUUAUCACCCAGCACCUGUCAGACGGCUGAGAAGAAGCUAACUGCGACUGAGAUGGAGGAACCUGGUGGUACUGGAGCGGAGUCUGCGGCUCCAUCGCCUGCAGGUGCAGUCAAGUCAAAGCUGGACACACUGCCCAAAGAUGACCUUAUCAAGUUUGCAAAGAAACAAAUGGCUGCCAUGCAGAAGAUGAAAGGCAAAUGUGCAGAUUUGGAAAAAGAAGUUGAAUCCCUCAAAAAGCAAUCCAAAAACAAUAACAACAGUUCGGAUGACUCUGCUCUGAUUCAGGAGCUGACUGAGAGGAUGGAUGCCUUACUACUGGAGAAGGCAGAAACUCAGCAAAGUCUUUCACUAUCUCGUAAAGAUCUAGAGAAGACAAAGCAGCAAGCCAAGGGUGACCUAGCAGUGCUGCAGGGAGAGCUUGACCAUGUAAAAGAAGAUCACCAAAAGAAGAUCAAGACCCUUGAAAGCAGCAUUGAGGAAUCCAACAACAAACACCGAGAAGAAGUGGCUUAUUUCCAGAAAUUACUGAAAGAGCGAGAAGAAAGCGACAGGGAGAGGGAGAGUGAAAGAGAGAGGGAGCGCCUGGCUGAACAUACUAGUGCAAAAGGGAUGGCUGAAGAAGUCCGCUCUUGCUUAGAGGCUCAGCUGGAAACCGUUCGAGCUGAACUGGAAGCGUUGCGGGAGCAAAAAUCCAAGGAGUUGGCUGAGCUGCAGGAGAGCUACCAAAGGGAUUUGACGGAGGCCCAACAGGAGGUGGAGAACCUGAAGGAGGAGCUGAAUCAGAAGAGUCUGCAGCAUGAGGAGGAGAUGAGGGCUCUGGAGGAGGACUGUGAAAUGGAGAGAGAGCGUCUCCUGUUGCUCCACGAGGAGCUGACCGAGCAGCUGGCUCUCAAAGACAGCUUCCUGCAGGAUGUGCAGGAGGAAGAUGAGGAACCUGCCCGUGGUUCAGGGAUUGCCAAAAUGCUGGAGCUGUCAGCCCGAAGUCAGGGUGACUCCAGCCUCGGUGAUGGAGAGGAGACAGAGACAGGAAGACUGAGAGCAGCCCUGGAAGAACUCCAAGCCCAGAGCACCAUGUUACAGGAUGAGCUCACUCUGCUCAGUAAUGUGAAGGGUGAGCUUGAGGCGGAGCUGGAGAAGGUAAGGGAGGAGUUUCAGAUGGAGAAAGAAGAGCUGGAGUUUAAAAUCAACGAGUUGCAGAUGAACCGGGAAAGUGCUCCCAAUGACCCAGCUGUAACGCUGAACCAGCAAGAAGGAGAGUUUCAGCAACAGAGCGAAGCACACAAAGAUGGAGGUGAAUCCAAAGAGUCAGCAGUCAAUCCUGGGGACCAAAACAGUCUAAAUCCCAAGGAGCUGAGGGCCCAGUGUGAGGCCUUGACCAGAGAGAGAGACUCUGCUGUGUUCGAGUGUCAGCACAUCAGAGACAUCCUGCAAGGUCUGGAGACAGAACUGGGUGAAAAGACGAAAAAUUUUGUUCUUCAGUACAACGCCAUGAAGGAGCAGGGGGUCAGUACUUUGCGGGAACUCCAAGACAAGCUGGAACAACUAACCCAGGAGAAGGAUGAACAGGUGCUGAGGGUGAGAGAGGUCACAGAGGAGAAAGACACUCUGAUGAAAGACCUGCAAGACCUGAAGCUAAAGCUUGAAGUUACUGCAGGCGAAGACCAGAAACUUCAAUCAUCUGUAGAGGAACAAACAACUUUAGCCUGUGAAUUGAAGCAAUCUGUGGAGGAACUGACCAAGCAGAACGAGGAGAUCCUCUCCCAACUGCAAAUGAAGGAAAACGUGACUCAAGACCUGAAAGAGAUGGUCAACAAGCUGACUGAAGAGCGAGACCAAAUACAGUCCCAGCUUCAGCAUACAGAAGAGGAAAUGCAAAAGCUGAACAAUGAGAGAGGGAAAGAAAUGGAGAGGCUGCUUGAGGAGAAAGAGAAAGAGGCACUUUUGCGUAAAGACGAGAACAUGAAGGAGUUGAACAGCUUGAAAAAAGAGAAGGAGAAUGAAGUGCAACAUCUGAAAGUGGAGAGGGAAAAGCUGGAGGAGAGCCUUAGGGAGGAGGUGGAGAGAAGGCAGGAUACAGUUUCUGCUUUAGAGCUGACUAUCAAAGAUCUCACCAUAGAAAAGUCUGACCUCCAACAGAAAUUGGAAGAGGCAUUCACUGGGCUUUCUAAAACCCAGGAAGGAAGGGAGCUUUUGGGCUCCAAGAUGGCAGCCAUGGAGGCUCAGCUACAGCAGGAGACCUCUGAAAAGAAUCGGCUAGAGAUGAAGUUGAGUUCACUGACAGAGGAGGCAGAGCAGGCUCGCGCCACAAUCACAGCUCUGGAGGGAAAUCAGUCUGAAGCGCUUAGAAACUCCACCAAAGAAGUUGAGGAGCUCCAAGCACGCGUUGAUGAGCUGGAAAAGGAAAAAGGGCUGUUGAAGAGUAGUCUUGAGGAGGCUCAAGGAGUAAUGGGAUUAGAGGAGGUGGAAAAGGAGCUCCAGGCACAUAUCGCAGACCUGGAACAGGAGAGGUGCAUGUUGAGAAACAACCUGGAGGAGGUGGUGAAGGAUACAGAAGGGCUGCAGAAAGACCUGGAGGACAUGAAGUCAGUCAAUGAGAAGCUUAACGAGGAGAACCAGAGACUGCAGGCUCACAUUUCUCUGAUGUCUCAAGAGAAAGAGGAGAAGGUGGAAGGGGAAAUGAAGACAGAGAUGGAGAAUAUGGAGAAAGAGAGAAGAGAGCUAAAAGACCAGCUGACCGAGAAGGAUUCACUCAUAUCUCAGUUGAGGAGCGAGAUUGCUGCAGUCCAGGAGUCUGCUGUCCAGUCUGCAUCCUCGGAAGAAAAUACAGCCAGUGAGAUCACAACAAAAAUAGCUCUCCUGGAGAAAGAACACAAAGAAAAGGAUGAGAAGAUGAACAAAAUCAAGGCAGUGGCCAUCAAAGCAAAGAAGGAGCUGGAAACCAGUAAGAAAGAGGUUGCAUCCCUGAAAGAAGAAGUAGAUACACUGAAAGCAGAGAAAGAGAGAGUGAACAGCUCCAUGAAAGAUAUCAUCCACGGUGCUGAAGGCUACAAGCACCUGCAGAUAGAUUACGACAGGCAGACAGAGCAACUGGAUAAAGAGAGAGAGAAGGCGGAGGAGGCAGAGAGACAGAUUGCUGAGCUGACCAAACGACUCAGCAGUGUUGUCACACAGAAUGAGACUCUGAGCAGUGAGAAGGAGGACCUGCUGGCCAGUUUGGAGACCCAGAGGAACACAGUGAGGCAGCUGGAAGCCCAAAACCAGGAGCUGCAAAGACAGUCAGCCAGUCUGGACAGAGACAUGAUGGCCGAGAGAGCUAUGAAAGAACAGAAGAUCAAGGACUUGUCAACUGCCAUGAAGGAGGUAGAAGAGCUGACAGCCCAGCUCCGCAAGCAGCAGCAACAGUCUCAGCAGACUGCCCAGGAGCUGGAGCAGCUACGCAAGGAGGCGCAGCAGAGCUCUCUGCUGGACAUGGAGAUGGCUGACUACGAACGCCUGGUCAAAGAACUCAACGCCAAACUCACAGAGAAAGAUGAGUGUGUCGAGGAGUUAAAGGCACAGAUAAGCACACUGACCCAGAAGGAGGACACACUCAAACAGGAAAUCGAGGCUUUGAAGUCCCAGCUGGACCAGGGGGAGGAGAAGACCUCCAAGAUGAAACAGCUGCUGGUGAAGACCAAGAAGGACGUGGCCGAUGCCAAGAUGCAGGAAAGCUCCCUAUUGAUGCUGCAGGCCUCUCUGAAAGGAGAGCUGGAGGCUAGCCAACAGCAGCUAGAGAGCAGCAAGAUUGAGGUGUGCGAGCUGACAGCCGAGCGCCACCGCCUGCAGGAGCAGUUGAGGUCAACGUUGGAACAGCAACAGAGAACCAGCAGCUCCCUGCAGCAACGCAUCAACAGCCUGCAGCAGGAGAGAGACACUACUAAGGCUGAGCUCACAGCAACAGCCAGCGAGUUUGAGAGUUACAAAGUGCGAGUCCACAACGUGCUCAAACAGCAGAAGAAUAAAACCACUGCCCAGACUGAAGGAGACUCUGGCAAGUUAGAGAGGGAGCACUUGUCCUCUCAGGUAGAACAGCUGAGGUCCAGGCUGGCAGAGAGCCAGCAGAGCCUCCAGAGCAGCACGGCAGAGCUGCAGCAGCUCCAGACUGAACAUGACACUCUGCUGGAGAGACACAACAAAAUCCUUCAGGAAACCAUCAGCAAGGAGGCCGAGCUUCGUGAGAGGCUGCUGUCAGUGCAGUCAGAGAACGUGGCUCUGAGGUCAGAUCUGUCCCAGGCUCAGAAUGAUCUGUCCUCCCAGACCGAGGCUCAGCGCCAGACCUACAGGGAGCAGCUGAGGAAGCUGCAGGACGACCACCGGGCCACUGUGGAGACCCUGCAGGGCCAGCUGACUCGCGUCGAGGAGCAACUCUUCAGCCUGCAGAGCCAGAACAGUUCAGUGGCGGUCCAGUCUGUCCGUAAGCCCCUGUCGUCAGACCCCCAUCGCAGAAGCACAGAUCAGAACCAGGCAGGGCUGAACCUAAUGGCCCUCAGCGACCUGCAGUCUAUGGCCAGGGAGGAGGGCGAGGGCAUGGAGACCACUGAGACGGAGAGCCCUUCUCCAGGUCUUGCGUCUCUGCCCUCACUGGAGCAGCUUCUGACGUCCCCGGACCCCAAACAAGAGCCAUUCGUGUGGACGGUGGAGCCCACCAAAGAGGAGCUGAGUCAAAAGCUGAGCACAGCCACACGCAGUAUGGAGCACAUGAACAGCCUCCUGCAUGAAACCGAGGCCACCAACGCUGUUCUCAUGGAGCAGAUCACUUUGUUGAAGAGUGAGGUCCGUCGUCUCGAGCGAAACCACGAGAGGGAGAAGAGCGUGGCCAACCUGGAGUACCUGAAGAACGUCCUGCUUCAGUUCAUCUUCCUGCAGUCUGGCAGCGAGAGGCAGGCGCUUCUGCCCGUCAUUCACACAAUGCUGCAGCUCAGUCCGGAGGAGAAAAGCAAACUGGCUGCCAUCGCACAAGGUGGGGAAGAGGGGUCCGGGUCUCGCGGCUCAGGCUGGACAUCCUAUCUCCACAGCUGGUCUGGGAUCAGAUAGACAUGUGAUGAUCAACCGACCUGAUAAAAACAAUAGAAGCACAGUGCUGUGAUGUUACUGGACCUUUUCUGUGAAAACCUGUACUAAGCUGUGAUGCUGUACAUUUGAAAUAGUGGCAUAACUGGGGCAUUUACUAAAUUCGGGGCACACAAUAGAAGGGACCAAGGGACGUAUCAGAAAAGAAUGAGGAAGUGUGAGGUAGAGAUUAAACCAAAACAUUUGACAUGAACAUUGAUUUGAUUCUGCAGUGCAAUAGUUCCAUUAAUCUCUUACCAAUGAACGUCAACUGUGACACAUUUCUGUCUUCCUUAGUCUUACUAUUGACACAUGUAUUUAUAACAAUAUUUACUGGACCUGAAGGUUACACUGUCUUGAAGUGGAGCCCAUAAAGCAUUAUAAGGCACCAUUAGCACUAUGAAAAAACAUUGUAUAAUGUACUUGAUGUGCACAAAUUGUGGGAGGAGGAUUUAAUCAAGGGGAUUACUUCUUAGUGAAUGGCAUGAUAUAACUUGAAUAUGAUUUUCAGAUGAUGGAUUACUUUGCAAGAUUUUACUUGCACUUUUAAUGGGCUUGUUCUGUGUAGCGCAGCACACUUAAAGGACUAUACCGGAGUUUUAGCUCCUUUGGUACAAAUCAAACAGACUUUACAUUGCUUUCAACAGUUUUUAAGGGUUUGAUUAGAUGUUAAAGAUUUUCGAGUGUGUCUACCUUAGAGGAACCCUUUUUCCCAUUCAUUGCAGUAUGAAAAUCGACACGAAACUUGCUCUGUACAUGAGUAAACAUUUAUUUUUGAGCAGUUGUUGCCUGGAAUGUAGUAAAAGACACUGAGAAAACUUAAAUGCAACAUGCUUUGGAAAACAAUCAGCAAUAGUGUUAAGUAUGUGUGAUUUAGUUUACAGAGUGCUGCAAGGCCAACACAGAUGUUAGCAUGGCCCUUUCCUCUCCUCAACAAAAAGCCUAUGGAAUUUUUCCAUAUGCAAAGCUAACAUUAGGCUAUAAACAAACUACAAAAUAAUUGCAUGACUUCAACAUCAUCACCACAACAGCUGUAAAACCAUAUUUGGCAUGAUGAUGCUCUGUAGUCUUAUUUAGCCACUUGUUAGCUUAACUCUUUUUUUUCAGACAGUCUUAAAAAUUCACACGUGGGGUAUUUACCGACGUGUUUUAUGUCAUAGAGCAAAUCGUGGAAGUCUCCUAAGCUAUACACCCUUCACUGACUUCGAGACGAGGGUACUGAGAAUGCUAACGCUCAUGUGCAGCACUCUGUGGGCUAAAACAUGCUACAACCCCUUGUGGUCUGUUUAAUCCCUGCUGUAUGCCUCACAGAGGAGUGCGUGUCUACAUCUUCAGGCUCACCUGACCAACACGAGUGACUGAACAUUAUCAAUAACAGCAUAUUUGUGCUUUUAUUCUGACUGGGUUUGCAGUUGUUCACUGAUGCCUCACAUUCUGUAAUCAAGAGACAUUAUCAUUUUCAUUCAUUGAGUUUGGUUCAUCAUAUCUUGUAGUGAUGGUUGGUUUGUGAUUUUUGUUCUGGUUACUGAGUAAUUUGUUGUUGUGGUUGUUAUUUAAUGCCAAAUUAUCAUUUCACUGCUUUCUGUAUCUGUUCUGGGAAUAUUUUAUGGUUUUGUCAGUCGAGCUGCUGUUUGAUCCCUGUACACAAAAGAUGUGUUGCAACUUCAUCCACGCAGCUGUCUUGUUGAAGGACGGUUCCCAUGACAGCAAGCACAUCCUCCAUGCUAAAGUGUCCUUGAGCAAGACUCCUUGUAAGACCCGUGGGUGCUUUUUUACAGUGUCUGACCAUGACCUCUGACCUCCGUGUGGAGGUGGUAGAAAGAGAGAAGUUAAUUCUGCACACAUCCACCCACUUUUACAUCACACCAAUACAUGCUGGCUCAAGUCCUGCUAACGAUAAAGAUAACUGGCCUGUUCGUUGUCUCAUUCCAGUGGCAGCUUUUUUGUUUCUGUGAUUCCUUCAGCGUAAGUGAAUGUAUUUUUAUCCAAGGCUUUUAUAUUUAUGAUGAUUAAUAUCAGCAGGAGCUAUAAGAGAUUACUUCAGCUAUAAAAUGUGAUCUGUAUAAGAAUGAAUGAGCAUUUACAUUAUGUUAACUAGUUCACUGUGUAACAGCUUAUAUCAGACGCAGUUCUUGGGUUUUUUUCUGGUUAUUUCGGACUGAAAAAUGAAAAUAAAGUUAACAUGGACAGGAAUGUGUCCAAAAACUUUAA
This is a messenger RNA of Epinephelus moara (kelp grouper), 7422 nucleotides long. Its product is annotated as GRIP and coiled-coil domain-containing protein 2. Gene Ontology annotation, biological process: late endosome to Golgi transport. The record is from RefSeq and is a predicted model, not a curated record. The transcript is spliced from 24 exons. Gene Ontology annotation, cellular component: Golgi apparatus. Bases 175 to 5196 code for a protein of 1673 amino acids. NCBI's taxonomy places the organism in Eukaryota, Metazoa, Chordata, Actinopteri, Perciformes, Serranidae.